Messenger RNA from Lolium rigidum, 1755 nucleotides. RefSeq lists its product as uncharacterized. Gene Ontology annotation, biological process: transcription by RNA polymerase III. NCBI's taxonomy places the organism in Eukaryota, Viridiplantae, Streptophyta, Magnoliopsida, Poales, Poaceae. Gene Ontology annotation, molecular function: DNA binding. The record is from RefSeq and is a predicted model, not a curated record. The transcript has 10 exons. Gene Ontology annotation, cellular component: RNA polymerase III complex. The coding region runs from base 19 to 1755 and encodes 578 amino acids.
UGCGCUUGUUUUCAUCUGAUGGACGACAAGAGUAAUGUGAAGAAGGAAAUAGAUGGAUCCCUUGCACCCCGUCCUCGCAAGGGAGGACUUAAAUUCGCACCCAGGAAGCCUCCAAAGAAACCUGCAAAGGUCAUUCCGAAAACGGAGCCUGUUGAGGAGAGCAAGGAUGAAAUCAUUGAUAAGGAAUUGCUGAUGAAACUCAAGACAUCACAGAGCACUGAUCCCUUUGGAAGAAGACCGAAGAUUGAGAAAAAGGAAAACCAUACAGAGGUCGCAUUUGGACAAGGGAAUUCUUCCUAUGCAAGAUCGUUUCCUACUCGACAUUAUGCAGCAGCACCAAAAGAACCAAAAGAAUAUGUCGAUCCAUGGGACUAUACACAUAGCGAUUAUCCUAUUACUCUCCCACUUAGGAGGCCCUACUCUGGGGAUCCUGAAAUUCUUGAUGAAGAGGAAUUUGGAGAGUCUUCUGCCAGCAGAGCUCAGGAUGAUGAAUUAACUGCAGCAGACGAACUUGGAUUAAUGGAACGGUCCGACACACCGCAGUUACUCUUCUUCCAGUUACCUUCAUCUCUUCCUUUACCAAAGCAGACACAAGUUGAAGAGACAGAUAUGGGCUCCGAGGAGAAUGCUGAACCUCAAAACGCAAGCUCUAAAGUGGCACGCAAUCAAAGAAGGCCAUCAUCAUUGCCUGGCUCUAAGAUCAAAGAUUUACCAGCAGGUCACAUGGGGAAGAUACUCGUAUAUAAAAGCGGUAAAGUGAAGAUGAAGAUCGGAGAUGCUCUGUUUGAUGUAUCUCCUGGCUCAAACUGCAUGUUCGUCCAGGAGGUUGCAGCGAUUAACACCAGAGAAAAACACUGCUGCACCCUUGGAGAGAUCAGUAAGCGUGUGGUUAUAACCCCGGAUGUUGACUAUCUGCUUGAUCCUACUGAUAAGAUGGAGGAAUCGGGUCAAAUACGGUGCAACUACCAAAGGAUGAGAGAGAAGGGCGACGGAGGAGGCGAUUUUGAAUUCCCCCCCGGCGGAGGCUCGUACUCGGCGGCGUCUGGAGCUGGUGGCGCGGGAAGCACGGCGCGCUGCUCGUCGGCGCCGGCGGGAGCGCCGGGGGGGCGCUUCUGGGCCCCCUGCGGUGAGGAGGACGGGGCUUGCUCGUCGGAGGACGAGGGGUCAGAUCUGGCCGGGGGCUCGGCAGCGAGGGAGCUAGCGGGGUCGGAGGAGUGGUCUCCUCGCCGGCAACGGGCGGUGGUGCGCCUGGGCGAUUUCAUCGAGCGGGCGGAGGAGCUUGGGGGCUCGCUCCGCCACCGGCGGCGAACGGCGUUCGCUCCGGGCGGAAGGGCUUCGAGGUUCCGGGCCAGUUCUGCUCCGCGAUUCACUCGACUGGGUGAUGACGGGGCUCGCCACGGGGGAUGGCGCGGCGGGGGCCGGAGAGGAGCGCCGGAGGCUGCCGGGUUGUGGGGUGGCACCGCAGGGAGCGACUGGCCGCCGCCAUCGCCGGAGCCGCCGCGAGCUUCGGGCAGCGUGCUUCCGCCUGGGGAGAAGGGGUUGCACCCACUGCGGGCCGGGGAUGGGCCGUCGGUGAUGCUCACUGGGCCGGUGGUGGGCCUCGCGGUGGAAGAGGCGGUACACCCCCUCCUCCUCCUUGGGCCGCCUUUGGGGGAGUUUGGGCGGCUCCGGUGCGACUGGUGGGCCUGGAGGAGGACCAAGGGGAUGGCCCAAGGUGGUUGUGGAUGCCCAGGGGUUGCACCACACCCUCUUUAG